Messenger RNA from Penaeus indicus, 1382 nucleotides. RefSeq lists its product as uncharacterized. Bases 118 to 1113 code for a protein of 331 amino acids. The transcript is spliced from 3 exons. The record is from RefSeq and is a predicted model, not a curated record. Lineage: Eukaryota; Metazoa; Arthropoda; Malacostraca; Decapoda; Penaeidae.
CUGAAUGUGGCAGACGCACCGAUACCUCCUCCAAGCAUCGGCUUUCCUUUCCUCCUCUUUAAGACGAACUCCCAUCAAAGUGAAACGCCCAACAAAGAAAAACACCAGCAAGGAAAAAUGGACAGUAAUCCUGAGGCAUCUUAUGGACAUGGCCAACUGCAGUCUGCAAGUUACGGGGAGUUUUGUAAUCCGGUGACUGAUCAAGAACCAGAAAUGAGGUGCUUAGCUCCUACGACUUUAGAACCGGCAAGCCCUCAGCAAAAGUCCCAUCCUCAACGCCCGUUACAAUGCAUGCCUCUACAGGAACCUGCACAUGGAUCCGACCAACAACAUUUAACAAAUUACCAGGCUCCUCUUGCUGUUCUUCAAAGUAAUCUUGGCCGUAACGGCGCUAGAACAGAGCUGGUUGAGAGUGCCACUGAUUUCACAGCUAAUCCAUCAAAUCAGUAUGAUAUGGAACUUUACAAUAUCAUGUAUCCGAAAUUUAAUGGCAGCUUUGAUGAAUUCCUUAUUCAGCAGCCAGCAACUCAACCCAAAGGCCUAAUAGACAAUAUUACAUACGUUUCUGCAUUGCCUGAUUUUCAGCAGACUAAAGAUAAUGAUGUAGAACAGCCAUCAAUUAUACUUGUGGAGUAUGAAGUAUAUGACCUGGUUCAAGUAUGCAGCGAAUCAGGCCCGCACCUAACAAAUUGGGAUGCAGACAAAGAGCAGCAAACAUUCCAGCAUACAUAUAAACUACCAGAUGGAGAAAUGGUCUUAAUUGGUAUGGAUGAAAAAGACAGCCUGGUACAAAUUUCUACAGUCUCUGAUUUGUGGGUAAAGCUCGCAACCCCUGGUGAGAAUCUUAAGCAAUUCUUGCGUAAGAACUGGUCUAACAUGUUGCAUUAUUUACCAGUUAUUUACCAGUCAAAGCAAUGUCGCUGGCAGGAAGAGGAACCCGAUCCAAAGGAUUUAAAGUUAUGGUUCAAGGCUAUCACGGAAAAGUACUGGACUGUAAUGCUGGGGAAGACAGACAAGAUCCCCACAAAUGAAGAGGAAGGCAUCAUGUGGCAGAAAAAAUUUAUGGAAAGAUGUGAAACAGUCAGGCCACGUGCCAGAGGAAGGCCUUAUUAAUUCUCAACCUCAUGUAACCAGAAAAAUGUAGUGUUUACUAGUGUAUUUUAAAUUGCUUGGUAUAAGUAGUUCAUCUUGCUUAAAUAUAAUUUGCACUAAUUUCUGUAAUUCUAAUUGUUUACUAAUAAUUUGAUGAUUUCAAUCAUUGCAUGUAAAGAAAGGAAUUCUUUUACUUAUUUCUUAUAUCCAAUUUAAGUGGCAAGCUAUGUGUUAAAACUAAAAGGCGCCAUUCAGUGUGGUAUAGUUAUUGUAUUGGAUUAUAACGAACU